This is a messenger RNA of Cyprinus carpio (common carp), 1164 nucleotides long. Its product is annotated as mammalian ependymin-related protein 1-like. The record is from RefSeq and is a predicted model, not a curated record. NCBI's taxonomy places the organism in Eukaryota, Metazoa, Chordata, Actinopteri, Cypriniformes, Cyprinidae. Gene Ontology annotation, cellular component: lysosome; extracellular region. Gene Ontology annotation, biological process: cell-matrix adhesion. Gene Ontology annotation, molecular function: calcium ion binding.
CUGGUGCAUUUUGGCAUUUGGGUUCGAUAGUACCACCAGCGCGGACGCUUUCUGGAAAAUCCUCUGCUCCACUCGGAGGCCUUUCAAUAGUUGUGUGAAAAUUUAAAUCUCUUGUGAUUAUAGCUUUGCACCAACAGUCAUGUCAGGCUUUGUCGUUUUUGCACUAGCAUUCUCGUUGUCCGCGACGGCGCGUUGUCUGGGCUUCCCCGCGUCAGGAGCGGCGGCGCCGCAGCCCUGUGUCGCGCCGUUACAGUGGGAGGGUCGGACCGUUGAAUAUGAUCACGGGACGGGACGAAACACACGGGCGGCGGUCUCCUAUGAUGCACAGAAUCAGCGAAUUAGGGUCCUGGAGCAGAAGACUGGACACACACCAUGUAAAAAGUUCUUUGAGUACAUCUACCUGUUCAAGAGUGGAGUACUUUUCCAAAUUGAAGAAAUUACUAAGCAGUGUGCAAAGAUCGCUCUGACGGAGGCCUGGGACCCUUAUGAUAUUCCCCUGAACUCCACAUACGAGGACCAGUAUUUCAUUGGAGGACCUGGAGACAUGAUCGAGGUCCAAGAAUGGUCUGAUCGGAAACCAGCUCGCAAAAAUGAAGCUUGGGUUGGUGUGUACACUUUGAAGGACUGCUAUCCCGUGCAGGAGACAUACACCAAAAACAGUAGUGUGACCACGUCCACUCGCUUCUUUGACCUUCAGCUGGGCAUUAGUGACCCUGGGGUGUUCGACCCACCCAGCACCUGCCAAUCAGCUCGGACUGAGAAGAUGAUGUCUGACUGCUGAAUACGUUGCUCUGCAUUACAUGCACAAUAUACAUUAGCCAUAAUACAAUAAAAAGCUUCAAAAUAAAUGAUAUUACACCGACAAAGAGCACAUGAAAUGAGUGCAGGUACUGUUAAAUAUAAUAGUUCUUAUUGAUUUACAGUGGGAAAUGUGCCUCACAUAUUAUUGAAGCAUCAUUUUUAAUAUGCCACAUUUUGGGCAAAUUACAACUCUUGUGCUGAUCCAGGGUGGACUAAUGUAGCACUUAAUUUUUUGCUUGACAGUUAAUGUUCUGUUCAUCUUAUUAUUUUAUUUAGCAUUUAAGUUGAUUUAAAAUGUGGAUGCUUACAGUUAAUUUCAAGUGUUAAAGAAACUUAAUUCAAUAAAACUGUUUACCUCACAAC